Mixia osmundae IAM 14324 is the source of this 5247-nucleotide messenger RNA. RefSeq lists its product as uncharacterized. The record is from RefSeq and is a predicted model, not a curated record. The coding region runs from base 358 to 5184 and encodes 1608 amino acids. The transcript has 4 exons. Gene Ontology annotation, biological process: chorismate biosynthetic process; aromatic amino acid biosynthetic process. NCBI's taxonomy places the organism in Eukaryota, Fungi, Basidiomycota, Mixiomycetes, Mixiales, Mixiaceae. Gene Ontology annotation, molecular function: shikimate kinase activity; 3-phosphoshikimate 1-carboxyvinyltransferase activity; shikimate 3-dehydrogenase (NADP+) activity. Gene Ontology annotation, cellular component: cytoplasm.
UGAUCGAGAUCGUACGUGAGCGGCCUCCGUCUGUGGAGCGCCCGUCGCUCUGUCCUCGGCUGAGCCGGAGAGGGUAGGGAAGGACGAGCAAGGGCGGAUCUUGGAGCUGCUCCUCCUGCUGUCCUCGCAGGGCUACUGUAUGGCCGUCUGGUGCGCGCUGGCAGGGCUAGCUCUGCUGCUGGCCGCCUUGUGGCCGUACAUGCUGACGCACACACCGCCGUCAGCCUGCUCGUGCUGGCCUGUCUCUGCAUGCUCGGUCACUGGCUCGACUGAUGCUGAUCAGGCUGUCGACAAAUUUCCUUUCGCUCAGCCGCACGCGAGUCAGCGCUUCAGCCAGCCAGCCAGCUCCUCGAGAGGAUGGCAGAUGUCGAGCACAUCUCCAUCCUGGGCGCCGACAGCAUCAGGAUCGGCUUCCACCUGGCAGACUACAUCGCCAAGACGGUGACGGAGGGGCUGCCGUCGAGCAACUAUGUCCUCAUCACCGACACAUCGCUCGCUCCUCUCUACCUCGGGCCACUCAAGCGCGCGUUCGUCGAGCAGUCACCAAGCGGCUCCCAAAUCAACGGCACACGCUCUCCAGAGCCAGUCCACCACCCGGGGGCAUCCACAGUCUGCGCAUUGGGCACCGACAAGCGCUUCUUGACCUAUGUCAUCCCUCCCGGCGAAGUCUCCAAGUCUCGUCAGACAAAGGCAGACAUCGAAGACUUCUUGCUCUCACAGAGAUGCACUCGGGACACCGUCAUUCUUGCGCUCGGCGGCGGUGUCGUGGGCGAUCUCGUCGGCUUCGUUGCAGCGACGUUCAUGCGCGGCUUGCGAUUCUGCCAGAUCCCGACUUCCCUGCUUGCAAUGGUCGACUCUUCUGUCGGAGGCAAGACUGCCAUCGACACACCGCUCGGAAAGAACCUGGUCGGUGCUUUCCACCAGCCGAGCUACAUUUUCAUUGAUCUCGCUUACCUCGAGACCCUGCCGACCCGUGAGUUUGCCAACGGCAUGGCAGAGGUCGUCAAGACGGCCGCCAUCUGGUCUGCAGACGAAUUCGAGUCACUCGAGAGCGGUGUCGAACAGGUCAUCGCGGCUGCUCAAUCAUCCUCACAAGCUAGUCAGCGAGGCCGAACAGCAUCAACGCGUUCGAUACAGCAGCAGAGAUUGCUCUCCAUCGUCAAAGGCUCGAUCGCAGUCAAGUCGCACAUCGUCACCGUCGACGAGAAGGAGACGGGUCUCCGCAACCUCGUCAAUUUUGGCCAUACGAUCGGCCAUGCUAUCGAGGCCGUCAUGACGCCAGAUAUCCUGCACGGCGAAUGUGUCUCCGUCGGCAUGAUCCUAGAGGCAGAAGUGGCCCGAGCGCUCGGCCAUCUGGGCAACGCCGACAUCGGACGCCUGAAACGAUGCCUCGCAGCAUACGGUCUCCCUACGACGCUCUCAGAUGCUCUGAUCGUGGGGUGCGCGAAAAGCGCGGACUUGAACACAGCGCGGCUGCUAGACGUCAUGUCCGUCGACAAGAAGAAUGCUGGCAAAGGCAAGAAAGUCGUCUUGCUAACUACACUCGGUCGAUGCCUCGAAGAGCGGGCAACGGUCGUAUCAGACUCGGUCAUCUCGCGCGUUCUGGCUUCCUCUGUACUUGUAUCGCCACUGGCCCUCGAACGAUGUAAACAGCAUGUCACGCUGACGACGCCGGGCAGCAAGUCCAUUUCGAACAGAGCCCUACUGUUAGCAGGACUAGCAGAGGGCACUUGCGAGAUCAAGAAUCUGUUGCAUUCUGAUGAUACCCAGGUCAUGAUGACCGCACUUGUGCAGCUCGGGGGCGCAUCCUUCACCUGGCGAGACGGUGGAGAGACACUCGUUGUGACCGGUAACGGAGGCAGCUUACAUCCGCCCGCAGAUGGCAAGGAGAUCUAUUUGGGCAAUGCGGGCACGGCAGCCCGCUUUGUCACCACCGUCUGCACGCUUGCUCAAGGCAAUCUUCGAAGCACGAUUACCGGCAAUACGAGAAUGAAGCAGCGCCCAAUUGGUCCCCUCGUCGAAGCUCUGCGCAGCAAUGGCAGUGACAUUACCUACCAAGAGAGCGAAGGCUGCUUGCCGUUGCAGAUUGGUACAAACGGGCUACGAGGCGGUCAUAUUGCACUGUCAGCCUCGAUCUCAUCGCAGUACGUCUCAUCGAUCUUGCUCUCCGCUCCCUAUGCAGCACAGCCGGUCACGCUCGAACUCAUAGGCGGCACGGUCAUCUCGCAGCCUUACAUCGACAUGACAAUCGCAAUGAUGAGCGACUUCGGCAUCGUUGUGGAGCGACUCCUCGAUUCUGUCACGCGUAUGCCGACCAACACGUAUCGCAUUCCUCAAGGCCGUUACACAGCGCCCGUCAGCUACGUCGUCGAAAGCGACGCGUCCAGUGCGACCUAUCCGCUAGCCGUUGCGGCUAUCACCGGAACGACGUGUACGGUGCAGGGCAUUGGCGCCACGUCCCUUCAAGGCGAUGCUCGAUUCGCACGUGAUGUUCUCGAACCAAUGGGCUGCAAUGUGAAACAGACGGAUCAGUCUACGACCGUUACUGGCCCGCCGCCCGGAAGAUUGCGAGCUCUGCCACAGAUUGACAUGGAGCCCAUGACCGACGCUUUCCUCACGGCGGCCGUGCUCGCUGCCGUUGCAGUCCUGCCGUCUGAUCGUGGGCAAGUAGAGUCUGGUCAGCCCAAUAACAGCACACGCAUACACGGUAUCGCGAAUCAACGCGUAAAGGAAUGCGAUCGUAUUGCAGCCAUGCGAGAGCAACUCGCUAAAUUCGGCGUCGAAUGUCAAGAGCUCUCCGACGGCAUCGAGGUCUUUGGCGUAAGUCUAAGUGAACUCAAGGCAGGUGCCAGAGUGCAUUGCUACGAUGACCAUCGAGUUGCUAUGGCAUUCAGCGUGUUGGCGAGCUUGCCUGGCGGUCGUGGAGCCAUCAUUGACGAGAGACGGUGUGUCGAGAAGACAUGGCCAGGUUGGUGGGACGAUUUGACAAGCAAGCUUGGAGUGCAAGUCUCGGGCUACGAAUGCGCACCCGUCCAGUCAAGCUCAUUUGGACCAACUCACCCGCCCGAUGCGACGAUUCUGCUCACUGGGAUGCGCGGCGCUGGCAAGUCUCGACUCGGACGGCUGGCAGCGCUGAUGCUCUCUCGCAAAUUCAUCGAUGCCGACCAUUUCUUCGAGGCUAAACGCGCGACGACUGUCAAGACAUUCGUCGCAGAGCAUGGCUGGGACUCAUUUCGCACAGCAGAGUUGCAAGACUUGCAAGAGCUCUGUGAGUCGCAUGCCAUGGGCCACGUCAUUGCGCUCGGUGGCGGCAUUGUCGAGACAGCGGAAGGCAGACGAGCUUUGAGAACAUACGCUGCUUCAAAAGGCCCGGUUGUGCAAGUCUCGCGCGGUAUUGAUGAGAUUAGCGCGUAUUUAGCUGCAGAUCCGACUCGUCCGGCAUAUGGCGAGUCCGUCGAGGCAGUAUUCGCCCGACGCUCGCCAUGGUACAAUGAGUGCUCGUCUUGGGAUUACUUCAGCUCGCCAUCAAUCACGCUCAGGAGCAAGCCCAACGAUGUCACAAUUCAAUCGAGCGAUCCAGAGAUCGAGCGCUUCUUCAAUUUUGUGACUGGCAAUGACAGCAACCAUGUUCAUCUCAAAGACCGGCGGUCGUACUUUCUGUCGCUCACUUUUCCCGAUGUCACGCCCGCUCUCGCUGUCAUUGACACUCUGACUGUCGGCGUUGACGCGAUCGAGCUUCGCGUUGACUUGCUGACUGGCUCUCAAGCGCCCUCGAAGCCUUUCGUGCCAUCGACCAAAUACGUUUCGCUCCAAUUAGCGCAAUUGCGACGACAUACAAGCUUGCCUAUCAUCUUCACUGUGCGAACAGUAUCGCAAGGUGGCUUCUUUCCGGACGACGCGCAAGAAGCGUACUUCGAUCUGCUCACGUUAGCUGUCCGCCAAGCAUGCGAGUACGUCGAUCUCGAGAUGCAAUGGCCCACAGGAGCGCUUUCGAAAUUCGUCCGAGCCAAGCAGUCGUCAUUGAUACUGGCCUCGUUCCAUGACUGGUCUGGCGUGCACAAAUGGAAGUCGACUGCCAUUGACGCAGCGUAUGCACGUGCAUCGCUAUAUGGCGACGUAGUCAAAAUCGUGCUUAAAGCACAGUCGAUGACAGAUAACUCCGAGAUGCUCAGCUUUAGAGCGGCUCACGCGAGUGGCAAGCCAUUGCUCACCGUCAACAUGGGCACAGUUGGUCAACUUUCGCGCAUCUUGAAUCCAGUCCUGAGCCCGGUGACACACCCGGCGUUACCUGCUGCAGCCGCGCCUGGUCAACUUGCAGUAUACCAGAUCCAGCAGGCGUUGUCACUGAUUGGUCAAAUUUCUGUCAAGCGCUUUGCGCUGCUCGGUCAGCCUAUCUCUGCGAGUAAAUCGCCACUGCUGCAUAACACUGGCUUCGCUGCUCUCGGAUUGCCCCACACGUACGGACUACUCGAGACUGCAGAAGUGGAUGAGUCUGUCAGAGACUUUGUGCGCUCGUCAGACUUCGGCGGGGCAUCGGUGACAAUUCCGCACAAGACAGCUAUCAUCGCGCUUUGCGACGAAGUCUCAGAGGCAGUGCGCAUCAUUGGCGCCUGCAACACGCUCGUGCCCGUCCAGAGAGGCAGCCAGAUUAUCCUUCGUGGCGAGAAUACAGACUUCCGCGGAAUUGUGAGCAUAAUCGCAGCUGAGCAGCUGGCCAUCACUGCGGAUUCACAUGCUUUGGUCAUCGGGGCAGGGGGUACGGCAAGAGCGGCUGUCUACGCGCUUCACCAGGCUGGCUUCGCUCGGAUCUUGCUCUAUAACCGCACAAUCGCAAACGCGCAAGUCGUCGCUCGCUCGCUUGCCCCUGCUAUCAAGGUAGAUAUCAUCGAUUCCUUACAAUCUGCUGGGCAGCCUCAGGCGAUCGUGUCGACUGUACCGGGCUCCAGCUCGAUAGAAAUCAGCAGCUCGCUCUUUCGCCCCGGUGGUGGAAUCGCGAUCGACAUGGCAUACACGCCACGGGAAACUGCAUUGCUUAAAGCUGCACAGACAUUCCCAGAUUGGCGAGCUGUGCCAGGCAUCGAGGUCUUGCUGGCCCAAGGCUACGAGCAGUUCCGUCUCUGGACUGGAUUUACUGCCCCAGCCUGCUUGAUAGCGCCUACUGUAUUGUCAGCAUAUGACGCGUAGUAGGUCUACAUGCUAGUUCUUCGUCAAUGUAGGUCCACUUGCAGCUUUGUCGCGAUGUGAGUC